CGAAACCUUCAAAAGACAGCAUUACAAUUUUAUUCACACAAUAGUAGAAUAUUAAAAUCAUCAUCAGCAUUCUCUAAAAGUGUUGGAUUUCACACUACACGUAUAAAAUACAAUUCGGAAGAUAAUGAUGAGUCCAUCGGAAAGUAUACUUUCGCAGUCAAUGAACAAGUUGCUCAAUUUCUUGCCAAAGCACAAGAAAAACAUCAAGUAUUAUCGCAAUCUGUCUAUUCAGGUCAAGCAACAAAACAAUCACAAUUUGUUGAAUUAAAAUGGUUGAACAAUGUUGUUGAAUUAAAAGACAAGUAUGAAAAUUUAAAAACUCAACUUACACAACUCAAAGAAAUGAUGAAUACGGAAAAGGAUCCAGAAUUAAAGCAAUUAGCUAAGGAAGAAUAUUCUGAAACUGAAAUUGAAUAUUCGAAAACUCAAGAAAGAUUAAUUAGUGUUCUUUUGAAUGCUCCAGUAUCUGAUACAGAAGACCAUCAAAUUUCACCAAAUUCAAAUGCUAUUAUUGAAAUUAGACCUGGAACAGGAGGUGAUGAAGCUUCUCUUUUUGCUAUGGAAUUAUUUAAAAUGUAUGAAUUUUAUGCAACUAAAAGAGGUUGGAAAUUUGAAGUUUUGAGUUUGAGUGCAAAUAAUGGAGGUGAAGGAUGUAAGGAAGGAAUUGCACUCAUUUCUGGAUCAUCGUAUGGAGACGAUGAAGGAUUGGGAGUUUAUGGAUGUAUGAAAUUUGAAAGUGGAGUUCACCGAGUUCAAAGAGUACCUGCAACAGAAUCACAAGGUAGAGUCCACACUUCAUCAGCAUCUAUUGUGGUUUUACCAGAAGUUACAGAAGCAGAUGUCAAGAUUAAUCUUGCAGAUGUCAGAAUUGAUACUAUGAGAGCAUCAGGUGCUGGUGGUCAGCAUGUUAACACAACUGACUCUGCUGUCAGAUUAACCCACAUUCCAACUGGUACUGUUGUUUGUAUUGCUGAUGAAAGGUCACAACAUAGAAAUAAGGAAAAAGCUUUCAAGAUUUUGCAUUCGAGACUCUAUCAAAAGCAACAAGACGAGAAAAUUCAGAAAAUGUCAUCUGAAAGAAAAGAACAGAUUGGUUCAGGUGAUAGAUCAGACAAGAUUAGAACUUAUAACUUCCCUCAAGAUAGAAUUACUGACCACAGAAUUUCAUUUUCACAAUUUGGUUUGGAUAAGAUGAUGGAUGGUGAAAUACUGGACUCGUUCUUUGAAAUUUUGGCAAAACAAGAGAAAAUUCAACAAUUUGAACGUUUGUUCGAAAAGAAGGAAACUGUUGCUCCUCAAACUAAGAAGAAGAAAUAAAUUAAUUUAUCGUUGGUUCGUUUGUAAU
Naegleria gruberi is the source of this 1345-nucleotide messenger RNA. RefSeq lists its product as uncharacterized. The record is from RefSeq and is a predicted model, not a curated record. Gene Ontology annotation, biological process: translational termination. The transcript has a single exon. The coding region runs from base 343 to 1317 and encodes 324 amino acids. Lineage: Eukaryota; Heterolobosea; Eutetramitea; Acrasida; Naegleriidae. Gene Ontology annotation, molecular function: translation release factor activity.